UUCUUGCGCUUUCAGAGGCACGCAUAUUACUGAAGCUUGGACUAAAGAGUGCAUUAUACUCGAAGAAUCGAAGGAAUAUUACAGAAUUUACAAUAAAUUUAACAGAUUUGAUCAUAUUUGUUGUAGCUUUCUGCUUUGGCAGUAAUCAUUGGCUGUGUGGUGGCAGUUAUGUAUUCGUGCGUAAUUGUAGUGGCAUGAUGCCUGUUCAGAUUCACUGAAUCAUAUUAGCCUACGAUCGCUCCUCUCGGCUCAUCUUGAUGGACAAGGGGAGGCCUUGCUGCUCUCAAGUUUGCAUUCUUGCUUGUGAAAUGUAUUCACUUUGUUAAAUUAUUUGUUCGUUUUUGUUUUUAUUGAUACUAUUUUGUAUAGCCUAUGGUUGUCCUGUGCAUGCGAGAGGAAUGCAAUAAUAUUUGAGCUCACAGGAUAUGAUGAUGCUAACUCAUUGUUAAGAGAUUCGUCUGGAUGAGCUGCAUACUCUGGAUUGUCGAAGGAGUGGAUUAGAGCAGGUCAUUUUCCAAAUCAACAAAGCAACCAAGGAGCCACAUCGCUUUGAUUUGGGACAAACAGGGAAGACGUUCAACCUGGGAAUUGCUGGAAUUAUCCAAACAUGGUUCACUGUGCCGGCUGCGAAAGACCUAUUCUGGACAGGUUUCUACUCAAUGUUCUGGACAGACCAUGGCACAUCAAGUGCGUGCAGUGCUGUGACUGUAAAUGCAAUUUGACAGAAAAAUGUUUUUCACGGGAAGGGAGACUGUACUGCAAAAACGACUUUUUUAGGAGAUUCGGCACAAAGUGUGGAGGUUGCGCCCAGGGGAUCUCGCCCAACGAUUUGGUUCGAAGGGCAAAGAGCAAAGUGUUUCACCUGAACUGUUUCACGUGUAUGAUGUGUAACAAACAGCUAUCCACCGGAGAGGAAAUGUACAUUCUAGAUGAAUUUAAAUUUGUUUGUAAAGAGGAUUAUCUAAGCAACAGCAACGGAAAGGACACAACCCUCCUCUCAGUCACGACUUGCAGUGACCCAAGUCUAUCUCCAGAUUCCCAAGACCCACAGGAUGAUAGUAAAGAUUCGGAAAUCGGACAUUUAUCCGAUAAAGAGGUGGGCAGCAAUGAAAACGACGAGCAGAACGUAGGGGGGAAACGACGUGGGCCGCGAACCACCAUCAAAGCCAAGCAACUGGAGGUCCUCAAAGCUGCUUUCGCGGCCACGCCAAAACCCACCCGGCACAUCCGAGAACAGCUGGCGCAGGAGACAGGGCUCAACAUGAGAGUAAUCCAGGUAUGGUUCCAAAACCGGCGGUCUAAAGAGCGGCGCAUGAAGCAGUUAAGCGUGCUGGGUGCAAGAAGGCACGCGUUCUUCCGCGGUCCAAGGAGAAUGAGAACUCUGGUCGACCGACUCGAACCCGGGGAGCUGAUCCCCAACGGUCAUUUCUCAUACUAUGGUGAUUAUCAGAGUGAAUACUAUGGGCCUGGAGGAAAUUUUGAGUACUACACCCAAGGCCCCCCAUCGUCACAGGCCCAGACCCCAGGGGACCUAGGCUUCUCCUCUGGCCCUGCUGGCACCCCUUUAGGGGGCAUGGACCAUCACCUAGCUGGGCAUCACCCAUCCAGUGAGGUGCAGUGCUUCAAUGACAUCAUAUCUCACCAUCCAGCGGACUCACCUAGCCCAGAGCCCAACGGACCUGGGUCAAUGCACAGCAUCUCCAGUGAGAUGUGUGGCCCCAGCACACCCUUCACAUCACUGUCCCUCAACGGCAGCGGAUACAGCAACCAACUGUCACACCCCUCCUCAGAGAUGAGCGAAGGCACUGUCUGGUAGCCCACAAGACAUCAUAAAGCCAAGGUUAACUAUUGACUUAGGAGGCAAAUUAAGUCCUGAGCAAGUAUCCUUGUUUAAUUUAUAUUAUUUAUUUAUUCAUUCGUUAAUUAAAUGUAUAUGCAUUUAAUUUAUUACCUGUCUCCAAGUUCCUGUACUGCUGUGUUGAUGUUGCAGUUUUAUUUAAAGAUACACACAGUAACAGUCUAGACUCCAAUGCAGUCAUAUAAUGGUGAAUAUUGUAUGAGCGUUCAGGAGAUCUUUUGUUUUCAUACGGUCUCCAUAUCAGAUCAAAAUUAUUUUUGACCAAAAGCUUUUAGGAAGGCUUUGGUAAUUGUGCUUAUUUCUCCAUACAUUUUUUUGUUUCUCUGUAUAUUUCUGUGUUUUGCCAAAUCCUAGACAGUUUGCCUUCAAAAGGAAAACUUAAAAAAGUUGUAUAACCCUUUAUUUAAUAGAAAAUAACUUGUAUUUUAAGAUGAAGUCAACCUUCAAAAAAAAUCGAUGGACAAUGGUUUGAGGUGGACAUAGAACAGUCAACUGUUUACGUAUAUAUUUACAGUACUUCAGGGGUUUGAAUAUCAGCAUUGUUUGAAACCUCUCGAUUCAGAUGGAGAACAUCUUUCAAGCAACAAACCAAACUUUUGUAUUUAUUCUAUUUAUAUUAUGGUCGUGGUUCCUCACUGUGCUAGUUUGUAUUAUUGUGUUUACUUUGAAGAAAUGUAAAAACACAAAUAGACAGUUGCCAAAUAAGGAUAAAAGCACAAUAUUGUAAGUGCUUUGUAUCAUCAAUUGCUGAACAUACUACAAGAAAUGUAGUAGCAUUUUUUAACCGAAUGAGUUACAUUGUAGAACUUUCUUUCAUGAGGAUGUCUAACGUUGAAAGACUUCAUGCAGAUCACUGAAUUGAACAACCAUUGUGCAAAAUGCUUUAUUUUGUGUCAUGAAAGUCCCAAUGAUUAAACAUUGAUGGUCAAAUAUGCCACCAGCAGCUGCUAUAUUCUUGAAAUAUCAACUCUCGUAUGAUGUAUUUUAUUGUUCUGAUAAACCUAAGCUUAUGUGAUCUACAGUGCAUAUAAGACCAUUCACUGUAUAAUAAAACAUGUUGAAAAAAACUGA
Molecule: messenger RNA, 2929 nt
Organism: Oncorhynchus mykiss (rainbow trout)
Lineage: Eukaryota; Metazoa; Chordata; Actinopteri; Salmoniformes; Salmonidae
Product: LIM/homeobox protein Lhx1-like
Biological process (GO): neuron differentiation; regulation of transcription by RNA polymerase II
Cellular component (GO): nucleus
Molecular function (GO): DNA-binding transcription factor activity, RNA polymerase II-specific; RNA polymerase II transcription regulatory region sequence-specific DNA binding; zinc ion binding
Source: RefSeq, a predicted model, not a curated record